Molecule: messenger RNA, 2335 nt
Organism: Trichoderma harzianum CBS 226.95
Lineage: Eukaryota; Fungi; Ascomycota; Sordariomycetes; Hypocreales; Hypocreaceae
Exons: 9
Coding region: 166-1980 (604 amino acids)
Source: RefSeq, a predicted model, not a curated record
CUCUCACAACUGAAGUGGUGCAAACUGGCAUUCAGCUGUCUUGAGUGAGAGGAGAUGAGUAAAUAUCUGGGAUGGGCGCGGCGUUUGCUCCAGAAUCAGUUUCCUGAUUCUCUCCAAUUCUUUCUGCCGAAGCCCAACCACGCGACAUCCGCGCCAGGCCUGAACAUGAAGAAUCUCUUCACCGUCGUCAUAGCGGGCUCCCAGUAUUUGCUUCAUCCUCAGAAACUGGGCACAAUUGAGGAGACCAUCAAUCCCGAUGCGCUUAUUCCCGUCACUCUCCUCACGACAACUGAGAUCAAUACGGAUCUGGAGGGCAUCCUGCAGUUAUUUGCAACAGUAGACGAUGUCUUUCAGCCUGAUUUUGGUGGCAUCCUGGUAGAGAAGCCUGAGAAGAACAAGACGAUUGGGUUUAUCCAAAAUCCAGCACCCCGUAGCAGAGCUUUGUUCAGUUUGCAGCGGCCCGAGGUUGAGGCUACUGCUUUUGAAGACUUGCCUUCGGGUCCGUAUUUUCUCCAUGGACCAAAUCUUUACCAGGCAUGGAGAUUGUACGAUGAUUUCCUGGAUGCAUUUACCUUUGGGGUGAUUCCCAAUAGUGUGAAUGGUACUGACGACGGGUUCGAAGCGCUCUCGUCACUCUCUGACAAUGGUUCAUCCAAGUCGAUUGCGGUGCCAUCUCGACUCUAUCACGCUGCACCGUCAAUUCGAAAGCCGCUUUCUGGAGUCCGCAUUUCCAUCACGGACGCUGCAUCGCUGAAAGGUGUGCAGACAACUUUGUCGAGCCGGUCAUGGUCUCAGCUGUAUGGCACUGAAGCUUCUGAGACGGCAGAAUUCGUCCAGAAACUAAUUGACAUGGGCGCCAUAAUCGUGGGCAAGACCAAGUCAUCGCAACUGGAUUCGGGGAGAGAAUGGGUAGAUGUGGCGGCUCCGUGGAAUCCAAGAGGUGAUGGCUACCAAGAUUCUGGUGGAAGCGCCGCUGGUGCUGGAGCAAGUAUUAGUGGCUAUGACUGGAUGGAAUAUGCCAUUGCGAAAGACUCUUUUGAGGGAGUUCGUGAGCAAGCGCGUGUUCAUGGUGUUUACUCCAUCAGAGCCUCUGCUCAGGCUGCAUCUCUGCAAGGAUGGAGAAAUGAUUCGCAGAAUUAUGCUGCAAUUGGCUUGCUGAAUCGCAACUUACACCACCUGCUCAGUAUUGCUCAGCUCACAUUGAACACGUCAAACGCGAACAUGCCAUUUCCCAAGCGCAUCAUAUAUCCUUUGGAUUUUGCUUCCACCACUGAGAGUGACCAGGCUCAAGACAGUAAAUUUGUCGCCAUGUUGGAGCAUUUCCUUGGAGUCAAAGCUGACAAGAUGCGCUUAUCCGAUGCUUGGGACGCGCAUCCGCCAAAGGAGGCCAACGGGCAAACCCUUGAAGAAUACAUGAAGGAGGCUCCCUUUAGCUCCUUUUGCUCUGAUUUUUAUCAUGAGUAUGAGGACUUCCGCGGUGAUUACAAAACCAAGUUUGGCCGCGAACCCUACGUUGAGGCGACACCUCGUUUUAGAUGGGGCAUCGGCGAAAACGAAACGAAGCAAGACUACACCAACCACCACGAGCGCAUCGAGGUGUUCAAGAAAUGGUUUGGCGACAACAUCAUGUCGACACUCGGGGAUUCGGAGACUAUCAUGGUCCUCCCCUUCGGCCCUCAUACAGUGCAGUAUCGCGAUGACUUACCACGACCGCCGACCAGAAUUCAUGGUAUUGGCCCCCAAGUCCUCGCGCCUCUUUUAGGACUGCCGCAUCUUGUUAUUCCCUUCGCACAGACAUCCUACCAUUCGCGAGUAACCGAUAAAAGCGAGAGUCGUCCGUUUACUGGCUCUAUCAUGGGCCCUCACGGCAGCGACAUCAUGAUCCUUCAGCUAGCUAAGGCGGCAUUAAGACGUGCGGAAUGGCGGUCGCGGGUUGAUACUGGGCGUUGGGCGUUUCCUCAAGGGUAUAAACCGGAAUAAAAAUGCGCAAGAUAAAGCCUAGAGAUAGAAAAACGGUUGUCUACACGUGUGUGUCAUGGGUUCCCGGCUAGUUUAGACGCACGGGUCCGCUAAGAUGCUGUGCGAUGCGAUAGAUCGGAAGCGAAUUGGCACGUUUGAGGCGCUCAGCUGGGCUUUGACACGCUUCGCUAUGCAACAGGGGCUUCGGAUGUCUUGUUGCUCGUUCCAUGGAUGCGGGGAUUGUGAGGCUGCCGCGAUACCGUAUUCGAGCCUGGCUGAGCGCCACAAUAUGUGGUUAAAUGCGCAAUCUCUCCACAUGGUGACGCUUGUAGUUGUUGAGUUUGAGACAGUUUUCGGCGUUGAUGAGGAUAUCCAG